AUGCCGCCGAAGACGGCAAAGAAAGACCCCAAGGGGGGCAAAGCUCCUCCCAGCGGAAAGAAGAAGGAAGGAGGUGGCGGUAAGGCCAAGAAGAAGAAGUGGUCGAAGGGAAAGGUCAGGGAUAAGCUCAACAACAUGGUGCUUUUCGACCAGGGAACUUACGACAAGCUCUACAAGGAAGUGAGUGAAUUUAUAAUACUUUUUUUCACCUAAAAUUAAUUCUUGAGCAAGGAAUAUUAUGAGUUUUUCUUUUCGCGCGGUUGCUACAAAAUUUCUUUCUCUUUAUUAGUUACUCCUAAGUCACUUUGUAUGGGUCAUUAUCUUUCUCACAAUCAGAUUUUUUUUUCAGUGUAAGUUUUAGAGGUUUCGAACUUUCAAAUUUUAUUAUUCCAUUUAUCUUUGACAUGGUAAUAAUAUAAAAGAGCAAAUCUUUGUCUAGUUUCUUCUUUUUAUAAAUAUUAAUGGCGUGUUUAUCGGAAAAAACUAAAAUUCCCUCGAAACGCACAAAAAAUGGCUCCAAAACAAAAAAUAGUACUGUUUUGAAGCAACUCUGGCGCGCGAAUAAGCAGGAUUUUAGUUUUGAAGUUUUGAUUAGAAUGAAUAACUUUUUUUUACAGUUGACGACCAAGUUUUUUGUUUAAGAUCAUGACGUCUAUAAUAUAAUAAUGAUUUUCUUUUGAAUAGUCUUCAAUCGACUUAGCGAUUCUUUGUACAGUAUUAAAAGACAGAAAAGGGCUAAUAAUUAUAACUGAAAAAAAUUUAAAUUAGAAACUUUAUUGUAGUUUUCUGUUUUCAGGUCAUCACCUACAAGUUGAUCACCCCAUCAGUCGUUUCCGAACGUCUGAAGGUGCGAGCAUCUUUGGCGAAGGCUGGCCUCCGGGAGCUCCAAGCUAAGGGACUUGUUAAGUGCAUUGUUCACCACAGCGGCCAGAUCGUUUACACCCGAGCGACCAAGGAAGCUGAAGUCAUCGUUGAAUAA
Messenger RNA from Caenorhabditis auriculariae, 979 nucleotides. Lineage: Eukaryota; Metazoa; Nematoda; Chromadorea; Rhabditida; Rhabditidae. The record is from the annotation of a GenBank genome assembly.